Molecule: messenger RNA, 1741 nt
Organism: Macadamia integrifolia
Lineage: Eukaryota; Viridiplantae; Streptophyta; Magnoliopsida; Proteales; Proteaceae
Product: zinc finger protein CONSTANS-LIKE 13-like
Exons: 4
Coding region: 210-1478 (422 amino acids)
Molecular function (GO): protein binding; zinc ion binding
Source: RefSeq, a predicted model, not a curated record
UUACUGUCUCAAUCCUCCUCCUCUCCAAGAAAACAACAAAACGCAGAAAAUCUAGAGAGGAAAUUUCUAGAAAACCUUAUCAUCCUCUGCCAUUCAGUUGGUGACUUUGGUGUGAUAUUGUACAAAUGUACAACUAGACCAUAAAGUCGCUGAUAUUUUUCCUGAGUUGAUCCGUUUAAGAAAAGGGAAAAAAAAAGAGCAAUUCAGAGAUGGAAAGGUCUGAAAUGGCUGAUUCUGAAAUACCUCCACGACGUGGGGAAGAAGAACAGGGAGGGGAUGCUGAAGGAGUACCAGUAGUUGCAGCAGAGGAAGAAGAGAAAAAAUUGGAACAGAAUGACAAAACCCACCAACGUCUCUGUGAUUUCUGCAAUGAAUCGUUGGCUAUCUUGUACUGCAGAGCCGACACCGCCAAGCUCUGCUUCUCGUGCGACCGUGAAGUCCACUUAGGGAACCCACUUUUUCGGAAGCACACUCGUUCCCUUCUGUGUGAUUGCUGUGAUUCAAAGCCGGCUUCCAUUUUCUGUUCCACUGAGAAUAUUGUUCUCUGCCAGAACUGUGAUUGGGAAACCCAUGAUGUCUUAUCUUCUCUGCACGACAGGAGACCGUUGGAGGAGUUUUCUGGGUGCCCAUCGGUGACUGAUUUUUCAUCGAUUUUUGGGUUUGAUGACGUUGGGGACAAGUCUCUGUUGCCGAUGGCAGAUCAGGAUGAUGGUGGCUUGGUGGGUUCUGGGUUUUAUGCUUCUGUGGGAGGAAUAGUUGAUGAGCUUUCUGAUGCGUUUGUAUGGGAGACUUCACCUGUUGUUAGUCUUGACGAUCUGAUUCUAUCCUCUAAUUCCAGCCAUAAUUUUCAAGCUAUUGGAAAUCCUCCUCUACCCAAGAACCGAAAUAUGACUUGUGGGCGACACAAGGAAGAUAUUCAAUCUCAACUCUGUCAACUGGCAAAGUCGGAGCACUGUUUGAAUAUUGAUCGUGGGCGUUUUGAAUCACUUAUCAGUGUCAAAACCCAGGUCGUAGAACCAAAUAUCCAACCUGUAGAUAUGGGCAAUAUGAAUGCUAGAUUUGAACAUGAUACAGAACAAAUUGUCUUGCCUGGUUACAAGGGAGGUGCACUUCAAUGGCACAGUAACAGUUGUGCAUCAGCUGGUCCAGAACCCAUUCCUUUUAUUUCUAUCGAAAGCUAUGCUGAGGAAAUAUUGUUGUGUCAUGAGAAACCCACAGAGUUUGGUGGCUUUGGCUGCCACACCAAUUGUUGCUUGAAGGAGCAAACUCAGCAUCCAGUUGUUAAAGAAAGCUUGCAGGGCCCACCAAAAGUUACUCCACGUGAGUUAACAAGCCAAGAGAGAGACAAUGUGAUCUUACGAUACAAGGAGAAGAGGAAGGCAAGGAGAUUCGACAAGCGCAUCCGGUAUGAAUCCCGGAAAGCUCGUGCAGAAAGCAGGACAAGAAUUAGGGGACGUUUUGCAAAGCUGGAUCACUGAAAUACUUGGACGCGAUCAAGACACUGCAUUUUGAAUUGGUUGGGUUUCUUAAAUGUUUCUAAAUGUGUUUUAGCAGGUAGCUUUUGGGUCUUAUUUCUUAUUUAUUUGUUUCUUAUACUUGUAAUAGCUCAUGAAGUUAAAAGAUAACAAAUGUGCUAUGUAUCAUUUUCCUUUUUGUGCAGUUAAAUGUAAAAGUUCGUGCAUUUGCCUUGAUUUGAAGUAGUAAAUGAAAGCAAGACAACUUUGUUUUUUCUGCUUGAAAA